AUGGCUGUGGGCAAGUGGAUCACGAAGCGCAGAGUGACUCAUCUUUGCUUCCUAGUGCCUGGCACCAAGAUUCUCUGGGGAAAAGCAGAGCAAGAGCAGGAGGAGAACCUGGAUUUACUGGAGUCCCCUGAGACACACACCAAAUUCCUGGAAAUAAUCAAGGACCUGGGGCAGCUUCUCACCCCUGAUCAGUUGACAGAUCUUAUACUGACGGUUACGGGGAGCCUGAAGGAAGCCAGUGAGAGCAGCAUUGAGGCAUCAAAAGCUGCCCUGACUUUAAUCCUGAACAAGUAUAAACACGGGCUGCAAGCAAAGGUGCCCACGCUUGUGUUUGGUUUCUACCAGCACCUCGGGAGCCUCCAGCGCUCCCGAGCUCGGCACGCUGUCCUGACCUGGCUGUUCCUGCUGGCUCACGCUUUCAUGGAGGAGGCCACCACGGCCCUCCUGAGCUUCCAGCUGCCCCUGGACAAGGAUGCUGCCGCGAUGUGGAGGGCUCUCAUCAAGGCCAGGGUGGUCCCUGACACCCAGCGCCUCAUGAACAUCCUGCUGCGGAGGCUGCGGGAGCAGCCCGGCACCGACGGGGAGAAAGCGUCCACAGCGCCCAUUGCCGAGUUCGUGCUGGCAGCCCCUUGUCACAGCCCCCCUCCCUAUGCCCUGCACCCCUACUGCCACCCUGUGUGGGCACAGUGGGUCCCCAUCACCUCCAGCAGGCCAAGGCCAAGCUGUGCGGUGGAGGCCGUCAAGACCCUUCUCCUGAAGAUGGGCUGCCACCAUGAGCUCGCCUUGGUGGAGAGGGAGGGCGGCUGGGACAUGCUCAUCACUCCCCAAAAUCACCACCGAGGGGUGAGCUUGCUUGCAAGAGCCAUGGUCCGCUACAAUUUCCGCGAGCUUUGCAGGAUCUUGUAUCAUCUGGUGCCAUUCUUUGAACAAGGGGACAAGCAGCUCAAAAUCACAGCGAUGGCCUUUUUUGUUGAGCUCCUCCACCUGCCCGAGGCGAAGCGGCUCCCGCAGAAGUACUCGGUCACUCGCCUCGCCGAGGGGCUCGCGGACUGCGACCCGGUGAUGCGGGUGCUCUGUGUCAGAGGCCUGAUAACCAUGGAAAAGUGGCGCAGAAAGGACAUCCACGGCCUGGUGCCAGCCAUGAUGAGCAGCCUUCAGGGACUGGACGGGAAGCUGGUGGUGGAAGCGCUUGCCAAUGUCGGGAAUAUCCUGCGUGGCCUGGACACAGCGGGUUGCGCCAGCUGCAUCACCAGGCCCCUCAGGCUCCUCUUCGACGACGAGAGGCCGAGCGUGCGCCUGGCUGCCGUGUCCCUCUUCGGAGCAACGCUCCGGAGGGUGAAGAGGAGGCAGCAGCUCGUCGAGAGCGAGGAGCUCCUGGACAGCUUCCUGCCGCUGCUGCUGCGCUCGCAGGAGGGCAAUCCCGACAUUGCCAAGAAAUGCGUGAGGGCCGUGCAGGAGUGUGCCCGGCUCCUGCGCUGGAGGCUGCCCAAGGAGGUUGGCUGCGAGCAGGCCUGGCACAGCCACCCGGAGAACGCGAGGAAAAUCUGCAAGGAUCUGAUGAUGAAACACGGAGAAAACGCACAGAGGUUCUUGUCGCAGAGCCAGCGCUACCUGCAGAGCCCUCAGCCGUCUCUGCAGAGGGCUGCAGCCCUGUUCGCAGAGCUCGCCAGGCUGUACAAGAACGAGGGCAACGAGUACUUCAGGGAGAAGGACUACGGCAAGGCCGUGCUCUCCUACACGGAAGGGCUGAAGAAGCCGUGCGAGGACCCGGAGCUGGAGGCUGUGCUGCGCACAAACCGCGCGGCCGCCCAUGCCCGCCUCGGUAACUACCGUUCUGCUCUGAACGACGCAAUCCAAGCAAGAAAGCUGAAGCCCACCCAUCUCAAAGCGAUCGUGAGAGGAGCUCUCUGUCACUUGGAGCUAAAGAAUUUCUCUGAAGCAAUAGCGUGGUGUGAGGAGGGCUUGCAGAUAGACCCAAAGGAGAAAAAGCUCCUGGAAGUGAGAGCUAAAGCAGACAAGUUGAAGCGAGUCGAGGAGCGGGAUGCAAGGAAGGCAAAGGUGAUGGAGAGGAAAGAACAGUGUCGAAAGGAAAGUUUGCUGGCAGCAAUAAAGGAAAGAAAUAUCAAGGUGGUUCUUGAGCCUUCAAACGAGGAAGAGGAGAUGUCAGACGGUCUGGCUGAGAUGUCCUUGGAUGGAUUCUGCUCUGGCAAUGCCAUGGAUGCCAAGGUGCACUUAGAUGCUGACGGCAGCCUCAACUGGCCUGUCCUCUUCCUGUACCCAGAGCACGAGCAAACAGACUUCGUUGCGGCUUUUCAUGAGAACACAAGAUUUAUUGAUCAUUUAAUGGUGAUGUUUGCUGAGUUACCACCUUGGGACGUAGAAAGGAAGUAUCUUCCCGGCAAUCUCGAGCUCUAUUUUGAAGAUGAAGAAAGAGCAGAAAUGUAUGAGGUGAACCCAGAACACACAUUGCUGCAAGUGUUGCAGCACCAGAGGUAUUUUGUAAAGGCUGGGACUCCAACAGUUUUGGCAUUUGUAAAGCGUUCUCCUUUCUCCAAGAAGUAUUUCUCCAGCAAGAAGGUGCAUCGGCUGUAACGAGCAAGAAGGAAACGAGGAAUUGUGUGGCAGAGACU
This is a messenger RNA of Tinamus guttatus (white-throated tinamou), 2630 nucleotides long. The record is from RefSeq and is a predicted model, not a curated record. Lineage: Eukaryota; Metazoa; Chordata; Aves; Tinamiformes; Tinamidae.